UUUAUAUUUCGUAGCUUUAUUUUUUUUCUGCUAAGUCAUCGUCGGUGAUAUCAGACGAGAUAAAACGAGAUCUGCCAUCUUGGAUUAAGCACUCAGCACUUUGCCGUCACACCAGAAUAGUAAGAUAUCUGAUCAGGAUGGGCGACAAAGGAAGUGAUUAUUUGGCUACAGCUAUCUUGAGGGAUAAAGAACGUCCUAACAGACUCAUUGUAGAAGAGGCUGCUAAUGAAGACAAUUCGGUUGUUUGCCUUUCACAGGCAAAAAUGGAUGAAUUGCAGUUAUUUCGUGGUGAUACUGUCCUUUUGAAGGGUAAACGUCGCCGAGAGACUGUUGUCAUUGUUUUAUCUGAUGAUUCAGCAUCUGAUAAUAAAAUCCGAAUUAAUAGGUGUGUGCGCAGCAACCUCAGAGUUCGCCUCGGAGACAUAGUUAGUGUCCAGUCUUGUCAGGAUGUGAAGUAUGGUCGGAGGAUACAUGUCCUUCCAAUUGAUGACACUGUUGAAGGAAUUACAGGAAAUUUAUUUGAAGUUUAUCUGAAACCUUACUUUUUGGAAGCUUAUCGUCCUGUUCGCAAAGGAGACAUCUUUCUUGUUCGAGGUACAAUGAGAGCUGUUGAAUUUAAAGUUAUUGAAACUGACCCCAGUCCAUAUUGUAUUGUGGCACCUGACACCAUCAUCCAUUGUGAGGGAAAACCUGUAAAGAGAGAGGAUGAAGAAGAAGCUCUUAAUGAAGUUGGUUAUGAUGACAUUGGUGGUUGUAGGAAACAAUUGGCUGCCAUUAAAGAGAUGGUUGAACUUCCACUCAGACAUCCACAGUUGUUCAAAGCAAUUGGUGUGAAGCCACCAAGAGGAAUCCUCAUGUAUGGUCCACCAGGAACAGGCAAGACUUUAAUUGCUAGAGCCGUUGCCAAUGAAACAGGAGCCUUUUUCUUCCUGAUUAAUGGUCCAGAGGUAAUGAGCAAACUGGCUGGUGAAUCAGAGAGUAAUCUGAGGAAGGCUUUUGAACAAGCAGAAAAGAAUGCUCCUGCCAUAAUCUUUAUUGAUGAGAUUGAUGCUAUUGCUCCUAAAAGAGAGAAGACUCAUGGAGAAGUUGAAAGACGUAUAGUUUCUCAACUGCUGACUCUGAUGGAUGGCCUAAAACAACGUGCUCAUGUUGUUGUCAUGGCUGCCACCAAUCGACCGAACAGUAUUGAUCCAGCUCUCAGACGUUUUGGUCGUUUUGAUAAGGAAGUUGACAUCAAUGUUCCUGAUGCCACUGGUCGUCUUGAAAUUUUGCGUAUCCAUACAAAGAAUAUGAAGUUGGCAGAUAAUGUUGACUUGGAACAGAUUGCCCAAGAAACUCAUGGUCAUGUUGGUGCUGACUUGGCAUCUCUUUGCUCUGAGGCAGCUCUUCAGCAGAUUCGGGAGAAGAUGGAUCUUAUUGACUUGGAAGACGAUUCGAUAGAUGCAGAAGUGCUUGAUUCUCUGGCAGUUACAAUGGAAGACUUCAGGUGGGCUCUUGGAAAGAGUAAUCCUAGUGCUCUUAGAGAAACUUCAAUUGAGGUUCCUUCUGUCACUUGGGAUGAUAUUGGUGGUCUUGAUGAUGUUAAGAGAGAACUCCAAGAACUUGUUCAGUAUCCUGUUGAGCACCCUGAGAAAUUCCUCAAGUUUGGCCUGACUCCAUCUAAGGGAGUUUUGUUUUAUGGGCCACCUGGAUGUGGUAAAACCCUAUUGGCAAAAGCAAUUGCUAAUGAAUGCCAGGCCAAUUUUAUUUCUAUUAAAGGCCCUGAAUUGCUUACCAUGUGGUUUGGAGAGUCUGAAGCAAAUGUCAGAGAUAUCUUUGAUAAGGCUCGUUCUGCUGCACCAUGUAUCUUAUUCUUCGAUGAAUUGGAUUCAAUAGCUAAAUCUCGUGGUGGAAGUGUUGGUGAUGGUGGUGGUGCUUCGGAUAGAGUUAUUAACCAGAUGCUAACAGAAAUGGAUGGAAUGAAUGCAAAGAAAAAUGUAUUUAUCAUAGGAGCUACUAAUAGACCAGAAAUAAUUGAUGCUGCCAUUCUUCGACCAGGCCGUCUUGAUCAGUUGAUAUAUAUUCCAUUGCCUGAUGGAAAAUCUCGGUCUCAAAUUCUAAAAGCUAAUCUACGAAAAUCUCCUGUUGCUAGAGAUGUCGAUCUAGAAUGUCUUGCUGUAAAUACAAAAGGUUUCAGCGGUGCAGAUUUGAUGGAAAUUUGCCAACGUGCUUGCAAAUUAGCAAUUAAAGAGUCAAUUGAAGCUGAGAUUCGAUUAGAGAGAGAACGCAGUCAAAGUGCAGAUGCAAACAUGGAAGUUGAUGUUGACCCUGUCCCAGAGAUCCGUAAAGACCAUUUUGAGAGAGCUAUGGAGCCAGCUCGUCGUUCAGUAUCUGAUAAUGACAUUAGAAAAUAUGAAAUGUUCGCUCAGAAUUUCCAAAGGAGUAGAGGUUUUGGAAAUUUCAGGUUUCCUGGUAGCAGUUCAACAGGUGGAAAUAAUCAACCAUCCGGAACAGGUGGUAGUACUCCUAAUACAUUUGCUGAUGAUGGUGAAGAUGAUCUCUACAGUUAGAUUGUUACUUCCAGCAAAGUCUUUUAUCACCCCAAACAAUUUAUAAACAAAAAAAAAUUUUUUUUUUCCUCCUCUGUCAACCACUUUCAACAUGUCUGCUGUUGAAUUUGUUAGUUUCACAUUCCCUUCUCUCAAUAAUUUGCCAUUUCACUUAUCAGUUAAAAUGUAGAGCUAUUCAAGUAUGUUACUUCAUGGCCAUUUCAGAAUUGCAUAGUUAAAAGUGGAAAAAAAAACAAAAAAACAAAAAACAAAAUGUCUCUAAUAUCCAAAUUUUCAUACUUUUUUUUUCUUUAUUUUUUACAUGUUUCCCAUUGAAGUUUUUACUUGAAAAUUUUCUCAUUUCCCUCUCAUUUUAUUGAUAAAUGGGAGGAGAUCUUAUAUUCCAAGAAAACACCUAUUCGUAAAGAGAAAAAUUUAUAAAUGCCUACCUACUUUCUCCUCUCCCUGCCACUGAAAAAAAUUUAGAAAAAAAACAAACCAAAAAUGUGAACUAAAUAUUACAGAAAACAUAAUUUAAAAAUGGACAAGACAUGGACAAUUUUAUUCAGACAACAAGGCUAAAAUGACAAAGGUAUAUGACAAAAGACGGUUCAAAGCACUGAGAUGUUUAAAUCGAAUGUUAUUGCUAUAAUAAAAUACCUAUUUAAAAAAGAAAAAAAAAA
Octopus sinensis (East Asian common octopus) is the source of this 3211-nucleotide messenger RNA. RefSeq names its product transitional endoplasmic reticulum ATPase. Gene Ontology annotation, cellular component: VCP-NPL4-UFD1 AAA ATPase complex; nucleus; cytosol. The coding region runs from base 138 to 2549 and encodes 803 amino acids. Gene Ontology annotation, biological process: autophagosome maturation; mitotic spindle disassembly; retrograde protein transport, ER to cytosol. The record is from RefSeq and is a predicted model, not a curated record. Gene Ontology annotation, molecular function: ATP binding; ATP hydrolysis activity; polyubiquitin modification-dependent protein binding. The transcript has 19 exons. Lineage: Eukaryota; Metazoa; Mollusca; Cephalopoda; Octopoda; Octopodidae.